CGAGCGCUUAUAGAUGUUUCACGGACGUGUUGAACACUCUCUUUCAAAGUCGUCAAGAUGUCGAAGAGAGGACGUGGUGGUUCGGCGGGAGCCAAAUUCAGGAUAUCCCUGGGUCUACCCGUGGGAGCAGUGAUGAAUUGCGCUGAUAACACUGGGGCCAAAAACUUAUAUGUCAUUGCUGUACAAGGUAUAAAGGGUCGCCUGAACCGUCUACCAGCAGCUGGAUCAGGUGACAUGGUGGUUGCUACAGUCAAGAAAGGAAAACCUGAACUCAGAAAAAAGGUUAUGCCUGCAGUGGUGAUCAGGCAACGGAAACCAUUUCGCAGGAAGGAUGGAGUGUUUAUAUACUUUGAAGACAAUGCAGGCGUCAUUGUUAACAAUAAGGGUGAAAUGAAGGGUUCAGCGAUAACAGGUCCAGUUGCAAAAGAAUGUGCAGAUUUAUGGCCCAGGAUUGCAUCCAAUGCUAGCAGUAUCGCUUAAUCUAUUAUUUAUACUAUUUUACCCUUAAUAAAACAAUCCUAGGCUUGUGCUCAGCAAUUUUUUGUUAUUCAAUUGUUGACCAUACCAUAU
Messenger RNA from Phymastichus coffea, 570 nucleotides. It is a transcript of the gene RpL23, whose product is annotated as large ribosomal subunit protein uL14. The transcript has 4 exons. Gene Ontology annotation, cellular component: cytosolic large ribosomal subunit; ribosome. Gene Ontology annotation, biological process: translation. NCBI's taxonomy places the organism in Eukaryota, Metazoa, Arthropoda, Insecta, Hymenoptera, Eulophidae. Gene Ontology annotation, molecular function: structural constituent of ribosome; large ribosomal subunit rRNA binding. The coding region runs from base 58 to 480 and encodes 140 amino acids. The record is from RefSeq and is a predicted model, not a curated record.